Messenger RNA from Zea mays, 1030 nucleotides. RefSeq lists its product as uncharacterized. The record is from RefSeq and is marked provisional. NCBI's taxonomy places the organism in Eukaryota, Viridiplantae, Streptophyta, Magnoliopsida, Poales, Poaceae. Gene Ontology annotation, cellular component: cytoplasm; membrane.
UGUUGGAUUAGUCAAGAUCUCUCACUGAUUCGCAGCAUCCCCCUCUGUUUCUCCAUGAUCUGUUCCUUCUCCUGGCUGUUCUCCAGUUGACUUGCUCCAUCGCCUCUCCACGACUAGAGGAGGGAGGAGGGGAGCUCUGAUCGAUUCACCCAAGAUGUCUGAGGUGGUGGCGAUGGCGGGGCAGGCCUACAUGAAGCAGCUGCAGGCCCACCCGCUGCGCACCAAGGCUAUCACCUCCGGCGUCCUGGCCGGCUGCAGCGACGCCGUCGCUCAGAAGAUCUCCGGUGUUUCCAAGCUCCAACUCAGGAGGCUCCUCCUCAUCGCGCUAUAUGGAUUUGCAUACGCGGGACCGUUUGGACAUUUCCUCCACAAGCUCAUGGAUAGGUUUUUCAAGGGAAAGAAAGGAAAAGAAACUACAGCCAAGAAGGUCUUAGUAGAGCAGCUGACCGCAUCUCCAUGGAACAACAUGAUGUUUAUGAUGUAUUUUGGUCUGGUGGUUGAAGGGAGACCAUUUGGACAAGUAAAGAACAAGGUGAAGAAGGAUUAUGCAUCUGUCCAACUCACAGCUUGGAGGUUCUGGCCAAUUGUAAGUUGGAUCAACUAUGAGUACAUGCCACUCCAGCUCCGAGUUCUUUUCCACAGCUUUGUCGCCUCCUGCUGGGCGGUGUUUUUGAACCUCAAGGCAGCAAGAUCGAUCGCAAAUACUAAGAAGGCAUAGAGGCAGCUAUCUAUACCAGGAGCGGAAGUCAUGAUUUGAGUUGAAAACCAGUAUAUAUUCUAGACUUCCGUUGUAACACCUGAAUUCUUUUCCAGCAGGAGAGGAACCGAGUCGUAUUGUUUGCCAUGAAAAGUUUGCUCCUUUUCAUUUCCAUAGCUGCUGUUCUCUCUUCAUUUCGAAAAAAAAUGUUGUUUGCUCGCCUCGUCGAAGUGAUCACGUGUACUUCUAGUUCUAGUGGAACUUAGUUUGUGCAGAAAGAAUAUGUACUCGCUAACUUGUAUCUAAAGCAUAUAUGUUUUUCACAUCGAAUAA